Molecule: messenger RNA, 1933 nt
Organism: Belonocnema kinseyi
Lineage: Eukaryota; Metazoa; Arthropoda; Insecta; Hymenoptera; Cynipidae
Product: leucine carboxyl methyltransferase 1
Exons: 4
Coding region: 229-1179 (316 amino acids)
Biological process (GO): C-terminal protein methylation
Cellular component (GO): cytosol
Molecular function (GO): protein C-terminal leucine carboxyl O-methyltransferase activity
Source: RefSeq, a predicted model, not a curated record
AUAAUCUAAAUGAAAAAAAAAGUCAGUUUGAAAUAUAUAUUUUUUAGUCUGGUUCUUUGCACGAGCAUACGGACCUGCGACCUGCGUUUCGCGAAUUUCGCAAUGGCCGCUCAGUCCAGUAAAGUCAGUUUGGAGGGUUUGGAGUGAGUGACAGGCGACAGGUUUACAUUCUCACCCUAUAAAGCGUGAAAUAAUGUGUAAUUUCGAUUGAUAAAAAAGGAAAGCGUCAUGAUUAAGGAAAUGGCGAACGACGAGGCCGUUCAGGCAACAAACGAUGAUGCCAGUGAUAGUAAAAGGUACGCGGUUCAGUGCGGAUAUUGGUCGGAUCCAUUUAUAAACUUUUUCGUCAAGCAAACUAACAAGAAAACUCCAGAAAUUAAUCGCGGAUAUUAUGCGAGAGUCAAAGGAAUCGAAGUGUUUGUCGACAAAUUUCUCAAGUUGUCUGGAGGAAAAGGUCAGAUUAUAAACCUCGGGGCUGGCUUUGACACACUUUAUUGGAGACUCAAAGAUGCUGGAAACAGUCCAGCGAAUUUCAUAGAGCUAGACUUUCCCAAUAUCACCGCGAAAAAAUGUUACCACAUCAAGAAGCAAAAGCAACUGAUAGAUAGGCUCAAUACCGAAGACGGAGAAAUUAGAUUUUCGACGACAGAUUUGCAUGCCGCAAAUUAUCAUUUAGUAGGGACGGAUCUGCGUCACACCACGGAUUUGGCGAACAAAUUGGCGCAAGCUGAAGUAAAUUUUAAUCUGCCUACCUUGUUCCUGGCCGAGUGUGUUCUGGUUUACGUAGAUACGACUGCAGCUUCGUCUCUCCUAAAAUGGCUUGCUGGAAAGUUCCCGAACAGCCUUUUUAUCAACUAUGAGCAAGUGAACAUGCGAGAUAAAUUCGGACAAGUUAUGCUCUCCAAUUUGCGAAGUCGAGGAUGUCUUUUGGCUGGAGUUGAGGAUUGCGAGUCGCUAGAAACUCAACAAAGACGCUUUUCAGUGAACGGCUGGGAAGGAUCAAACGCGUGGACGAUGGUAGAAGUCUACGAUUCCCUCCCCGAGAGCGAAAGAAUUCGCAUUGAACGUAUCGAGAUGCUGGACGAAAGAGAACUUCUGACUCAACUUUUGCAGCAUUAUUGUAUCGCAAUAGCUUGGAAUGGAUCGAUGUUUAAAAAUCUCUCGAUAGCUCAGGGUUAGUCCUACCCAACCUUAUCAGUUACUCCAGGUAGCGACGUUAUUUCUUUAUUAUCGAGGCUCAGAACGGAGUCAGCGUAAAACGCAAAAUUUUUUCUUUUUUCUGUUUUUUCUUUUUUCUACUGAGCCAGCUCUGAAGUAGCUCGGCUUGUUGCGUCCUUUCAUUAAAAAAAAUCGUAAAGUGCAGUACAGACUGAUUUAAUAUUUAUUAUUUAAGUCCAACAUUUAAGAAAUGGAGGGAAUUUAAAAGCAGACACCAUAGAAAUAGGAGGACUGGUUAAAUUAAUUUAAUCAAUUAUUGUAUCUGUGAAUACAUACUCGCUUCUCUCACUUCCUUUUGAGAAAGUAAACAUAAUUCGAAAUUCAAGUCGGAAAACUCAAAUUGAAUGCGAAAAAUAUAUGAAAAAAUAUAUUUUUUAGAUAUUGCAAGUUCCCCAUAGACUUCUGAAUUUCAAGCGUUGCACAAUCGUUCGAGUUCUCUUAAAACUAUGAAGAUAUUUCGUAGUAAAUUAAAAAAAAAGCUUCUGAUUAAAAGCUUUAUACAAAAUGAUCUUGAUUCUGGUGGAAUACUUACUGUGAUUGUUUUCAACUUUAAAGUGCUAUUCUGAAUUUGAGCCAGCAGCUCAAGGUUCAAAAUCACAUAGUUUUACAUAGUUACGAUAACUAGAAUUGAUUUGUAAUCUAGAUUUUGGAUAUUUAAUCCUGUCUUUAAGACAGUUACUUCGAGAAAUUAUUACAUUUAACUUAAAAAGGGAUA